CUGCACCAGGAGCAAUGGCUGCACGCGUCCUAUUCCUGUUGGUAUCUGUUCUGCUGGUAGUUCUGCUGGUAGUUACGGCGAAGCCGAGUACCAGCAAAUGGGUUGUACCUCUUGUUUCAGAAAAGAGGACCGCACCUAAAGAGGGAAAUGGUCGCAUCACUGAUGGCCACCCUGCAGGAGUGGGCCAGUUCCCAUACCAGGCCCUCAUCAUUGCUGACGGUGGAGAUAUAUGGGGUGGAUCGCUCAUCACCACCAGAGCAGUCCUCACCGCUUCCUACUGCACGGCCCAGUACCAAACGUGGACCGUCCGCUUGGGAGGCAUCCACAGAAGUCAGGACGAAUCCACCGCCUGGAUUGUGGAAUCCAGUUAUGCCCAGUCGCGCCCUGAGUCCACUGCGAUGGUAGCCUGGGCAGCCAGUUAUGACGUGGGUGUGAUAUUCCUGCCCAGCGAAGCUCCUCUGAACCGAUACAUCCAGCUGGUGACGUUGCCUUCUUCACUAUAGGUCGAUGACACCUAUGAGGGCCAAACUGGUGUGAUCGCAGGCUGGGGUAUCACUGAAGCGGGAGAGACAGAAGUUCUUAUAUGGAGUCAGGUGACGGUUGUUCCCAACUCAGUAUGCUCGGAGCUCCACGAAGCAGGUGCCAUUACUGACAAUAUUAUGUGCGCUGCGAACACGUACACUGGCGUAUGCUGGGCGGACCUCGGUACUCCCCUGGUUCUGGAGACUGAAGGAGGUUUCAAGCAGAUCGGAGUGGCCGGCUUCCUUCCGACCGACGGCUGCGUCACAGGGGUGCCUGCUGGCUUCGUCAGGGUCACCUCCGUUCUCGACUGGCUCGCCACCAUCACCGCAACCAACUUUCAGUGAGGAGUCGGUGUUGCCUGGGACGUGGUUCUGUUCUGGCGCCACCUCACUGUUUAGUUCAUUUCAAAAGCAUUUGCUCCUAAUGUACUUCUGUUUCUGUUUUAUCACAAUUCUAGUAAUCGCACUGUAUAAGAAUAUUAACUGAAAUAAAGAAAAUCAUGAGUGAA
This is a messenger RNA of Schistocerca cancellata (South American locust), 1030 nucleotides long. RefSeq names its product chymotrypsin-like elastase family member 1. Gene Ontology annotation, molecular function: serine-type endopeptidase activity. The coding region runs from base 15 to 503 and encodes 162 amino acids. The record is from RefSeq and is a predicted model, not a curated record. Gene Ontology annotation, biological process: proteolysis. Lineage: Eukaryota; Metazoa; Arthropoda; Insecta; Orthoptera; Acrididae. The transcript has 6 exons.